Molecule: messenger RNA, 2469 nt
Organism: Colletotrichum truncatum
Lineage: Eukaryota; Fungi; Ascomycota; Sordariomycetes; Glomerellales; Glomerellaceae
Product: pre-mRNA-splicing factor syf1
Biological process (GO): generation of catalytic spliceosome for first transesterification step; mRNA splicing, via spliceosome
Cellular component (GO): U2-type catalytic step 2 spliceosome; post-mRNA release spliceosomal complex; Prp19 complex
Molecular function (GO): protein binding
Source: RefSeq, a predicted model, not a curated record
AUGCCUGCCCCCGUGCCUCCAAACGGCUCCAAAAGACGUCCUGACAUAUACCUGGUAAACGACGAAGACUCGGUCUAUGAGCAGGAUAUUCUACGUAAUCCUGGGAGUACGAAGCCUUGGCUAGCUUACAUACACUUCAAGUCUCAACAUGGAACUCUGCACGAGCGCGCCUUCGUGCUCGAAAGAGCCUGCCUUCAGCUUCCGCGAUCAUAUAAACUCUGGAAGAUGUACCUCAUUUUCCGUGUCAAACACGUCUCGAAGCUGAACGCUGCGAUAUUCGCCGCCGAGUACCAAAAAGUGAACGCACUUUUCGAGCGCGCCUUGAUCCUUCUCAACAAGAUGCCGCGCAUUUGGGUGCUAUAUCUCAAGUUUCUGCUACAGCAGCCACUCGUGACUACCACGCGACGAACAUUCGAUCGAGCUCUUCGUGCCUUGCCGCUGACUCAACACAACCGAAUCUGGGCCCUUUACAAACCCUUUGCAAACUCGGCGGCAGGGAUCAGUGCUGUCAAGGUGUGGCGUCGCUACAUGCAGAUUCACCCCGAAGACGCCGAAGACUUCAUAGAGCUUCUUACGCAGGUCGGCAUGUUCACUGAGGCUGUGAAGAAGUACAUUGAUGUCCUAGACAACCCACGCUUCGUAAGCAAGCAUGGUAAAGGUCACUACGAGCUGUGGAGCGAGAUGGUCGACAUUAUUGUGGAGCAUGCUGCCAAAAUCGAGACUGGGUAUGAAACUGGCAUCGAUGUCGACAGAAUCAUUAGAAGUGGUAUUGUUCGAUUUGCUGAUCAACGUGGCAAGCUCUGGUGUGGGCUGGCCACUUAUUGGAUACGACGAGGAAGUUUCGAACGUGCUAGAGACGUAUUCGAAGAGGCUAUCACCACUGUGAUGACUGUAAGAGACUUUACUCUUGUUUUCGACUCGUAUACCGAAUUCGAAGAGUCUAUCAUUGGGGCACUCAUGGAAGUUGCUUCAGAUCGUGCAGACAAGGGUGUCAUUGACGAAGAGGCCGAUUUUGAGCUCGAUAUUCGCAUGAUGCGUUUUGAGCAGCUGAUGGAUCGGAGACCGUUCCUUCUAAAUGAUGUCGUUUUGCGACAAAACCCGAAUAAUGUUUCCGAGUGGGAAAAAAGGGUUGCGCUUUGGGGCGACAACAAGCUUGAGGUUGUGCAGACUUACACUGCUGCUAUCGCAACAAUACAGCCAAAGAAGGCUGUUGGGCCGUUCCAUCAGCUCUGGGCCAACUAUGCAAAGUUUUACGAGCGGGGAGGUGACAUCAGAAACGCGCGCAUCAUCAUGGAAAAGGCCGUUAAAGUGCCAUUCAAAUCCGUCGCAGAACUAGCUGAUAUGUGGAUUGAGUGGGCUGAAAUGGAACUGCGGAACGAGAACUUUGACGAUGCCGUCAAGAUAAUGGCGAAGGCUGUUCAGGCACCGAAAAGAUCAACAGUCGAUUAUUUUGACGAGACAUUGUCACCGCAGCAACGAGUGCACAAAAGCUGGAAACUCUGGAGUUUCUAUGUGGAUCUCGUUGAAAGCGUUAGUUCUUUGGAAGAAACGCGAAAAGUUUACGAGCGCAUUUUCGAGUUACGAAUUGCAACGCCGCAAACGGUGGUCAACUACGCCAACCUUUUGGAAGAACACCAAUACUACGAGGAAUCUUUCAAGAUUUAUGAACGCGGUCUUGAUCUCUUCAGCUAUCCUGUGGCUUUCGAGCUAUGGAAUCUCUAUUUGACCAAAGCAGUGGACCGCAAAAUUGGAAUUGAGCGGCUGCGCGACCUGUUUGAGCAAGCAAUCGAGGACUGUCCACCCAAGUUUGCUAAGGUAAUAUAUCUUAUGUACGGCAAUCUUGAGGAGGAGCGAGGACUUGCAAGACACGCCAUGCGCAUCUAUGAACGCGCAACGAGGGCAGUGGCCGACGAAGACCGGGCAGACAUGUUCAACUUCUAUAUCACUAAGUCUGCGUCUAACUUUGGGCUGCCAUCUACGAGACCCAUUUACGAAAAAGCCAUCUCCACUUUACCCGACAACGAGGCGCGGGAUAUGUGCCUAAAGUUUGCCGACAUGGAGAAGCGGCUUGGCGAGAUCGAUCGGGCGCGAGCUAUCUACGGUCACGCGUCACAGUUUUGUGACCCGCGCACCAGCCCAGAUUUCUGGACCAAGUGGGAGACGUUCGAAGUGCAGCAUGGUAACGAGGACACGUUCAAGGAGAUGCUCCGUAUCAAGCGAAGCGUACAGGCACAAUAUAACACUGACGUCAACUUCAUUGCAUCGCAAGCGCUUGCGCGUAGCCAGCAACGACCGGAGGAGUCCGCGGAUCCAGAUGUUGCAGAUGCUAUGGCUGCUCUUGAACGACAAGCGAGAGCACCGACUGGAUUUGUGGCGGCUAGCGAUGCUCAAAAAACUAGUGGUCCAACAGACGUGCCAGCUGUGACAGCAAACCCAGAUGCCAUCGACAUCGACGACCUUGACGAAUAA